AAAUCUGCUUCUGCUGAGCCGGCACUAACUUUGCACUCAAAAUCGCGUUCUUGUGCCAGACACAAAGCAGUUCAUCUGGCCGUAACGACUCUCUACCAAAUGUCCACAACUCAGUACACGACGUCAACCUGUCUGCUCACAACAUGUCGUGCCUACACCAGUCAUCACGGGGGAACAAUCGGACGCCGAAACGUCGAAGGGCAUGGUCAUGUCGAAAGCACCAAGGGAACACUAGCUCUGUUUCAUGGCCUGAUUAACGCCUUUGCCAGCACU
This is a messenger RNA of Mycena citricolor, 273 nucleotides long. Lineage: Eukaryota; Fungi; Basidiomycota; Agaricomycetes; Agaricales; Mycenaceae. The record is from the annotation of a GenBank genome assembly.